AUGCGUCUCUACUCAAUCGCCUUCCUCGUUGCCGUUGCUCUUCUCGCAAAGGUGGACCGGGCCACCCCCUCGGAGCUCACCACCGCCGACUACCCGACUCUUACUCAUUCCAUCACCGGCCGCCAGAACGAUGUGACUCCUCGGUUGUUGAGACGUAUGGAGGAGGACGACGAAGAGAGAGGCAUCGGGGGCACCGCGAUCUCAGAUCUUGCGGCCAAGUUAAAGAGCCGCACCUCGAGUCUUGUCGAUAAAGCGGUCAACUUAAAGGCGCGUGAGAUGAAAGCGGCGAGAGCCAUGCGAUUCGGUGAAAUCGACGACACGUUGGCAAGCUCGAACAUCAACAAUUUGAUCACAAAACUCAAAGAAAUUAACGACAAGAAUCGUUUGGUAAAGGUGUCGCUGCUUGGCACACUCACGACCAAGUACGGAGAUGAUGCUGUGGCGGCGGCGCUCGUGACCGCUAAGAGAAGUGCGGACUCCCCGUCAGUCGCUCAGCAGAUCCAAAAACUGCAAACUGAGCAGCUGAUGAAAUGGAAGGACAGCGGAAAGUCCCUUGGUAGCGUUUCCAAGCUUCUGAACUUUCGCUACAACAGGGGACUCGGCCAGAAAUUCCAGGUUCUUGACGAAUACGCCAAGCUCGUCAAACAGUCCGACGAUACCCUGCUUACCACCUUGAUCAAAAGUGUGGGAGGUGAGGAUAACUUGGGCGGUGUCUUGUACGGCGCUAGGACCAACUCCGCUGCGACGAAAAACAAGGCCACUAAACUGGAGAAUAUUCUUAUCGAGAGGUGGACGCGAGGUGAACAGUUGCCGGCUAACGUUUUUCAAUGGCUUCGACUCUCUGGAGACGUCGAUGACGCGUUUACUGCAAGCAACCUGAACAGGUUCAUGAAGUACGUCGACGACUUCAACGCUAAAAAUCCCGGCCAGAAAAAGCCUGUGCUUAAGCUCUACACGCAGGCUUUUGGAGACGCUCCUGUGAUGAGGAAGUUGCUUUCUGCCAUGGACGACUCGACCACGAAUGUGGCCGCGAAGAAACUGCUGGUGGAGCGUGGGGUUCAGAAGGACAACCAGUCACUUGGUAGUAUGCUCAGGGCCCUAAACAUUGAUAUUAACCAGCCCACAUCGAUUGUCAACCAGAAGAUUGACGUGCUGGAACAGCUCGCUGAGGUGAAGGAAGUACGUCAAGUUUUCAUAAAGGCGAUGUCUACGCAGGUUGGUGGUAACAAGAUGCUUGCCAAGAUUCUGGAGGGGGCAGAAGCUGCCACGCUGCAGAAGAAACAAUUUGCCACGUGGAUUGGUGAAGGUGUCACGCCGGAAAACUUUUGGAAGAUGAUAUACAAGACGGAAACUGCCUCGAAUCCCGUUGAGGAGAAGAUUAUGGCCAAGUUUACGGCGUUCUACCAGAGUCAAAAGCCGGGAAACUGA
Phytophthora infestans T30-4 is the source of this 1428-nucleotide messenger RNA. Its product is annotated as secreted RxLR effector peptide protein, putative. The record is from RefSeq and is a predicted model, not a curated record. NCBI's taxonomy places the organism in Eukaryota, Oomycota, Peronosporomycetes, Peronosporales, Peronosporaceae. Bases 1 to 1428 code for a protein of 475 amino acids. The transcript has a single exon.